This is a messenger RNA of Zymoseptoria tritici IPO323, 756 nucleotides long. RefSeq lists its product as uncharacterized. The coding region runs from base 1 to 756 and encodes 251 amino acids. The transcript has a single exon. Lineage: Eukaryota; Fungi; Ascomycota; Dothideomycetes; Mycosphaerellales; Mycosphaerellaceae. The record is from RefSeq and is a predicted model, not a curated record.
AUGAGUUCGUGUCGGAUCGAAAGAAAGCGAGCUCAUGACCGCGAGGCUCAACGGGCCAGCCGAGCGAAGACCAAAGCCAAGAUCGAGCACCUCGAGAAGACCGUCAAGGAUUUGACCGAGGCGAGCGGCAACAAUCGAACCAACUAUCUCGCUCAGCAUGCCUCCGAACAGGCGCAGGAGAUCGAUACGCUGCAGAAUCUGGUGACCAAGAUCCGUACUCUGAUCAACGACGCAACGAAACCCGAGGCAGGCCAGCCCGCCAUUACCGCAGCGCCCAAGUCCGAAGACGACUCGCCGGAAUCUGCGACCGACUUUACAAACAGCGCGCACACGAACAAAGCCCGGUCCAACAGCAGCAGUUCCGCAUCACCGAGCGAGGACCAGUGGGAUCCGCCUGAAGCCAGCAAAACGAACGAACGAGAAUUGAAGCCUAUAGCAAGAGCAGCGUCCUCUACAAGGAAUUUGAUGGUGUUGGGAGUGAAUAUGCUAUGUGAGAAUACCGACGACAACAGCUACUCAACUCGCCUGAAUCAAGCUCUUGAAAGGGUAGAGCAGACACCGGACAACCUCUCGAAUGAGGAUGAGGAUCAGGACAUCCUCGUCCGCGCCAUGGUUUUUGGCUGGGAUGCGGCCGAGCGUGUUCACCACUUCGACAUCGGCUGGAGAUUCCUUCGCGCCCUGGACGAAGGACUUUGGUGGCGCGCUGGUGCUUGUGAACGAUUUGCAAAUACCUGGCAGAUGAGGAAUACACUGUAA